Messenger RNA from Dichomitus squalens LYAD-421 SS1, 900 nucleotides. Its product is annotated as GroES-like protein. NCBI's taxonomy places the organism in Eukaryota, Fungi, Basidiomycota, Agaricomycetes, Polyporales, Polyporaceae. The record is from RefSeq and is a predicted model, not a curated record. The coding region runs from base 1 to 900 and encodes 299 amino acids. Gene Ontology annotation, molecular function: oxidoreductase activity, acting on NAD(P)H. The transcript has 6 exons.
AUGUCAACCUUCACCAAACAGAAGGCUUUCUUUCUCCUCGAGAAGCAUGGUCAAUUUGCCGUUCGCGACCGUGACGUUCCAACUCCCAAGCCCGGCGAGCUCCUCAUCAAGAACGAGACGAGCAGCCUUAACCCGAUCGACUGGAAGACGCAGGACUUCGGCAUGUUCGUCACAAAUUACCCCGCCGUCAUAGGAGCGAUUGCGGUGAUCAACGACUGGGCGGCGUACCAACAAUACACGUUGAGCAACCCCCAAAAUGUCGCUAAGAUCCCCGAGGGGAUUUCCUUCGAUGAAGCGGCUACCCUCCCAACUGCGCUUGUGUCCUCUGCCGUCGCCCUCUACAGCCAGCCUGGCGCUGGCGAGUACGUCCCACCGUGGGCCGAGGGUGGCAAAGGCAAAUACGCUGGCCAGCCGCUCGUGAUCAUUGGCGGUUCAUCCGUGAUCGGUUCAGGAGCCAUCCAAUGGGGCAGGCUCUCCGGCUUCUCGCCCAUCAUCACAACCGCGUCGCUCAAGAACACCGAGCUCCUCAAGUCUUACGGUGCGACGCACGUCCUCGACCGCAACCUCUCUGUGGAUGCUACUCGCGAGGAGACUCUCGGAUACGAGCUCCUCGCGCCUGGCGGCCGGCUCUUCAUCAUCCUCCUCGACAGCAUAAAGGAGAAGACGGAGGGCCGGACAGUCACGUUCGCGCCCGUCGCUGCCCGCCUUCAGCAAGACCCUCAGUUCAACCUCGACCUGUUCAAGGCGAUCACAGCCUACCUCGAGUCGGGUGAAAUCAAGCCGCUUAAGGCAGAAGUCCUUCCUGGAGGCUUGGCGGGGGCUUUCUCUGGCGUGGAGAAGUUGAGGAACAACCAAGUCAGUGGGACCAAACUUAUUGUCCAUCCUCAGGAGACUGCGUAA